AUGAAGGGCGUAUUGGAGGAUCGACUGAUACAUGAAUGCCUCAAUAUCAUUCUCGAACCACUCAAGCAGGCCGCUCAACGUGGUGUCAUGCUGUCUGAUCCUACCGGACACAGUCGGUAUUGCUUCACCACUCUCGCGAGCUAUAUCGCUGACACCCCCGAGGCCAUGAUGCUGGCAACUGUUGGUGGAAAAACGUCGCCAGUGACGAUGGUGAUGUAUAAGCGGUUCGGGGAUGCAUUCCGUCAUGAACCCCGGAUGAAAUCGACGACUCUUGCACAGCUUGCUGUUGUGCGCUCGCGCGCUGAUCCCAAUGAUAUUGAGGUAACCAUUCUGGUGGACUACAUACUAGCAGACCCCUCCCGUUUUUUGACACCAGAAUCACUCCACCAUCUUCAUAAAGUGUUCUUUGACCACGAUGCCCAAUGGCUCAUUAACGCUGUUGGAGAUUCCGAAAUUGAUUUCCGAUUUUCAGUGUUGCAGCCCAUCACCGGUCAUCGGCGUUUUCAUGGUGGCAUCUCCAAGCUGAAACAAGUCACCGGUCGCUGUCAGCGAGACAUUCAACGGUAUAUCAUCGCUGUCAGUGCGGAUGCAGCACCUGCUGGUGUCAUUGCUGCUUUACGGGCGCUCAUGCAGUUCCGAUAUCUCGUACAGUCGCCGCGCAUUGAUGAGGAAGAUCUCGGGCGCAUCUCACGUGCACUAAAUGAGUUCCACGCAAACAAGGAUGCAAUCAUUGCUGCCGGGGUUCAUCAGGGGAAGGGUAAUAGAGUCAUCAACAACUUUUACAUCCCCAAGCUGGAGCUAAUGCAUAGUAUCGUUCCCAGCAUUCGUAACUCUGGCGUCAUAGGACAGUGGUCUGCCGACAUCACUGAACACGCCCACAUUACAGAGAUCAAAGACCCCGCUAGAUCGAGCAAUAACAACAAUUAUGACACACAAAUUUGUUGA
Suillus clintonianus is the source of this 945-nucleotide messenger RNA. RefSeq lists its product as uncharacterized. NCBI's taxonomy places the organism in Eukaryota, Fungi, Basidiomycota, Agaricomycetes, Boletales, Suillaceae. Bases 1 to 945 code for a protein of 314 amino acids. The transcript has 3 exons. The record is from RefSeq and is a predicted model, not a curated record.